UGUCUCCAACUUCCUUCCUUCAUGUUUCUUGCCUCUUGUAAUCGUAAAUGUCAUUCUCUAACAUUCCUUUUAAAAUAUUUGAACAAGCCCUCUCUUCUUGAGAAAUCAAGCUACUAUUGUUAUGCUUUGUAUCUGAUAUAUCUGACUUCUCUAAUGUGUCUUCUUUUAAGGCUCAAGAUGAGUGUAAACCGGCCAUACUUGCUCAAAAAUGCAGCUAACCUCAGACUGGUGAUCUUGGUUCUGUGGUUGGUUUGUUAUGUUGGUUAUGGUCAAUUUGAGGACACACAUGACUUCAACAAUCCGGCUGCUCUUCCCCUCUUUACACAGAUGGUGUACCGUAAGCUCUGUAACAGCACUGCUUCACUUAGCCACGAGCUCGCUACUAGAGCCAAGUUUUGCGUCAAAGACCCGGAUGCUGAUUGGAACAGAGCUUUUAAUUUCUCCACCAACUUGGAUUUCUUGUCUUCUUGCAUUAAGAAAACCCAAGGUGAUAUUGGUAGGCGUAUCUGCACAGCAGCAGAGAUGAAGUUCUAUUUAAAUGCUUUCUUUUUUAAAUCAAGUAACCCUGGUUACUUGCAACAAAAUGGGAACUGCAACUUGACUUCAUGGGUGUCUGGUUGUGAACCUGGUUGGGCCUGCAGCAUCGAUCCAACAGAACAAGUUGUUCUACAAAACUCUACAGAUUUUCCAGAAAGAACAAGAAACUGUAUGUCUUGUUGUGAAGGCUUCUUCUGCCCCAGGGGACUCACUUGUAUGAUACCUUGCCCUCUUGGCGCCCAUUGCCCUUUAGCUACACUUAAUAAGAGAACAAGCUUGUGUGAACCGUAUACUUAUCAGUUACCACCAGGACGACCAAACCACACUUGUGGCGGUGCAAACGUAUGGGCUGAUAUCAGAAGCAGCGGUGAAGUGUUCUGUUCUGCAGGAUCAUAUUGUCCAUCGACCACCCGAAAACUAGCGUGUGAUAGUGGGAACUACUGUCGUAUGGGGUCUACAUCUGAGAAACCUUGCUUUAAGUUAACUUCUUGCAAUCCCAACACAGCAAAUCAGAACAUGCAUGCAUUUGGGGUUAUGGUUAUUUUUGGUGUGAUUACCAUUCUACUCAUUAUAUACAACUGUUCUGAUCAAAUCCUGACAACGAGGGAGAAGAGGCAGGCUAAAUCAAGAGAAGCAGCUGUGAAGAAAGCUAAAGCUCAUCAGAGAUGGAAAGUUGCUAGAACUGAGAUACGUGCGCAAAUAACUCGGACGUUCUCUGGUGUUAAGGAAACUCACAAGAUCUUGGAUCGUGGGUACUCUUCAGAUGUAGGCAUCUCCAAAUAUUCAAGUCCUGAGAGUUCCUCUGCUGUACAAUCUAGCAAUGAGGUCAAGGAUGAUAAAAUCAAGAAAUCAUCUAGCCAAAUCUUGAAGGAUGCAUAUAGUCAGAUCGAGAAGGAGAAAGCCAUGGAACUAGAGAAUAAAGACCUUACCUUCUCAGGAUUAGUUAACAUGGCUACUUACUCUGAGGUGAGGAAGAGGAGGACUCUCAUGGAGCUUUCUUUCAAAGAUUUAACUCUUACAUUGAAAUCUAAUGGUAAGCAUCUGUUGAGAUGUGUGACUGGCACCAUGAAACCAAGUCGUAUCACAGCUGUGAUGGGUCCAUCAGGAGCAGGAAAGACAAGUCUCCUCUCUGCUUUGGCUGGCAAAGCCGUUGGAUGCAGUUUGAGUGGUUUGAUUCUUAUAAAUGGGAAGCAAGAGUCGAUCCAUUCGUAUACGAAGAUCAUUGGUUUUGUGCCACAAGAUGAUAUUGUCCAUGGAAACUUGACAGUUGAGGAAAACAUUUGGUUCCAUGCUAAAUGCAGGUUACCUGCAGGACAAUCAAAAGGCGAUAAAGUUCUUGUGGUUGAGAGAGUCAUUGACUCUUUGGGGCUACAAGCUGUGAGGAGUUGUUUAGUUGGUACGGUAGAGAAGAGGGGAAUCUCUGGAGGGCAGAGGAAGCGAGUGAAUGUUGGUUUAGAAAUGGUAAUGGAGCCAUCCAUUUUGUUCUUGGACGAGCCUACUUCUGGCUUAGAUAGUGCCUCAUCACAGCUUCUUCUUAAAGCACUUAGACAUGAAGCUCUUGAAGGAGUCAAUGUUUGCAUGGUUGUUCACCAACCAAGUUACACUUUGUUCAGAAUGUUCCAAGAUCUAGUACUUCUAGCUAAAGGUGGCCUUACUGUUUACCACGGACCAGUCAAGGAGGUCGAGGAAUACUUCUCAGGUCUUGGAAUAAUUGUACCAGAACGUAUCAACCCUCCUGACUAUUACAUAGAUGUUUUGGAAGGAAUUGUGACAGAUUUGAACUCUGAUGUUGGCUACAAAGAGCUUCCUCAAAGGUGGAUGAUUCACAAAGGGUACUCGGUUCCAUUAGAUAUGCAGAACAACAACAGUGCCAAGGACCUUGUCAUGAACCCAGACGUUGUAAGCAAUACGAGCUGCAAUGCAGAACAAACAUUUGUCAGAGAGCUGUGGGGAGAUGUGAAUAGUAAUUUCAGAAUGCAUAGUGAUAAGAUACGGCAUAACUUCUUACAGUCCAGAGAUUUGUCCUGCAGAAGAAACCCUUCUAUCUGGCCACAAUACAAAUACUUCCUUGGAAGGAUAGCUAAGCAGCGAAUGAGAGAAGCUAAGUUACAAGCCACAGACUAUUUGAUUUUAUUGCUAGCUGGUGCUUGUUUAGGAUCACUUAUUAAAGCAAGUGAUGAGAGCUUUGGAGCACCUGGUUAUACCUACACUAUUAUUGCCGUUUCUCUUCUGUGUAAAAUAGCAGCUUUAAGAUCAUUCUCACUAGACAAGUUACAUUACUGGAGAGAAAGUGCUUCAGGGAUGAGUAGCUUGGCUUGUUUUCUUGCCAAAGAUACAAUAGACUGUUUCAAUACACUUGUCAAGCCAUUGGUUUAUCUCUCCAUGUUCUACUUCUUCACUAACCCCAGAUCUACGUUUUUCGAUAACUAUAUCGUUUUGGUCUGCCUUGUAUAUUGUGUGACUGGUAUUGCAUAUGCAUUGGCCAUCUUCCUCCAACCUGGUUCUGCUCAGCUGGUUUCUGUUCUGCUUCCAGUAGUUCUAACACUUGUCGCAACUCAACCUAAGAAUAGUGAGGCUAUGAAGAUCAUAGCUGAUCUAUGUUAUCCAAAGUGGGCUUUGGAGGCAUUUGUUAUUGGAAAUGCUGAAAAGUACUAUGGAGUAUGGAUGAUCACUCGAUGUGGAUCGCUUAUGAAGAGUGGCUACGACAUUAAUAAGUGGAAUCUAUGUAUAAUGAUAUUGCUUCUCAUUGGUGUGGUCACUCGUAAUAUUGCCUUUGUAGGGAUGCUUAUACUUCAAAAGAGGUGAAGAGAAGGUCUUUCCAUUACGGUUGAUAUCUGCUUUUAGUUCUCAGGGCUCUGAGGAUUGGAAGAAGGAGAAGAGUUUAAUGGUUCUGCGUUUGGUUAGUUGGUUACAUUCGAGGACCAAGUUAUAUAUAUAGCUUUCUUAAUUGUGUUAUUCUCAUCUUAGUUCAUUGUCUUAUUAUUAGAGUUACAGACUUUGUUGAUGUUGGUGUUUAUACAAAAAAAAAAGAGAGAAAUGUUGCAUAAGCUGAUCUAUAACAGCAUCUCCAACACAAACCUUAUUUUGAGUCUGGAUUAUUUUCAAAAUGAGGGUUUGAAGAUGGGUUGUUCCAGCAAGUAACCUCAAACAUAUUUUAAAAAUUUUACAUACCACAUUUUAAUCAUCAGCCUUCAUAAUAAUUAAUUAUAGGCACUGAACUUUAUAAAUAAACAGAUAGUAAAUACGAAAUAAAAUGCAAAACAUAAUAUUUACAUAAUUCUUUUUUUUGAUGAAAUUUUGAAUUUAUUGAUCAUCA
Molecule: messenger RNA, 3853 nt
Organism: Brassica napus (rape)
Lineage: Eukaryota; Viridiplantae; Streptophyta; Magnoliopsida; Brassicales; Brassicaceae
Product: ABC transporter G family member 24-like
Exons: 13
Coding region: 22-3342 (1106 amino acids)
Molecular function (GO): ABC-type transporter activity; ATP binding; ATP hydrolysis activity
Source: RefSeq, a predicted model, not a curated record